GCGGUCCGCCCCGGUCCCUCUACGCCCUGCCCUAGCUACCCCGACCACUCCGGCAUAGGCCGCGCCGGCGGCGGCGGUGACGCCGUAUCAGCCCGGUACCGCGAGCAAUGGGGAGGAGAUGUUCUCCCAGGAGAGGAGAUGACAGCAGGGGACGAAGCACUUCUAGGAGAAGUUCUGGUGAGCAAGGAGGAAAGAAGGAACAAGGUUCUAUAAGCCUGUUGGUGCGUAACAUCUCCUAUGACUGCAGCUAUGAUCUUCUAGCUGCUUUCCAAAAAUUUGGUCGUAUCCGGGAUUUUUACAUUCCAAAAGACUAUUACAGCGGGGAGCCAAGAGGGUUUGCUUUUAUCGAGUUUUGGGACUCCCGUGACGCUUCUGAGGCACAACGUCGCAUGAACCAUAAGAUGGUUUGUGGACGUGAGAUUAUCGUUGUUCGUGCUGAGGGGAAACGGAAACAUCCAGACGGCACGCCUAGAGAAACUGGAUUCAGAGGUCAUUCUGAUUAUAAAGGUCGCCAUGUUUCUCGCCAUGGACGGUCCCGCUCUCGUUCACACUCCCGCUCUCCUCACCACGGUGGUCGUCAUAGAUCACGGUCACAUUCUCCUGCCCGAAGAAGGCAUGGCAACUACUCUGCUUCACCAAAGAGAAAGGAAGAGUGCCAGACAAAAUCAUCAGGACAGUCAAAAGAACAUGACAAGGGUAAGAAGCAGGGACUCUGUACUCCCCGUGACAGAAGUGACCGCCAUGAUGCUGAUAAUGGUUCCAGCGGGAGGCGGGCAACACCUGACUACUCUGCCUCACCAAAGAGGACGGAAGAGUACCAGAUAAAAUCACCGAGGCAGGCAACAAAACAUGAUGAGGAUAAGAGGCAGAGAUCUUAUACUCCCACUGACAGAAAUGACCGCCGGGAAGCCAGCGAUGAUCACGAUGAGCGAGAUGACUACUCUACUUCACCAAAAAGAAAGGAAGAGUGCCUGGCGAAAUCACCAAGACUGUCAAACGAACAUGAUAAGGAUAAGAAGCGGAGAUCCUGUAGUCGUGAUGAUGGGAACAACAGUUGUGAUGAUGGGAACAACUGUUGUGAUGCUGAUAUUGGUUUAAAAGUGAACAAUGUGCAUGUUGAUAGGAGGCAGGUUACAACUGGUGGUGAGGGAUCCUGUCCCCACCAGAGGUCACCCAGACCUUCAUCAAGAUCACACUCAAGAAGGCGAGAUGACUACUCUGCUUCCCCAAAAGGAAAAGAAAAACAUCAAGAGCAAUCACCAAGGCACUCAAAGGAAAAUGAUAAGUGUAAAAAGCGGAGGUCCAGUACUUCUGAUAUUGAUAAUAGAAAUGACCGCCGUGAUGCUGAUCAUAGACACAAUGAGAGGCGGGCAACAACUGGUGGUGUGGGGUCCUGUCCCCGCCAGAGGUCACCCAGACCAUCAUCAGGAUCACACUCAAGAAGACGAGAUGACUACUCUAAUUCCCCAAAGGGAAAAGAAGAACAUCAGGAACAAUCACCAAGACACUCAAAAGAAUAUGGUAAGUGUAAAAAGCGGAGGUCCGAUUCUCCUGAUGAUAGAAACAACCGCCGUGAUGCUGAUCAUAGCCACAAUGACAUGCAAGAUGACCACCCUACAUCACCAAAGAUUAAGGAAGAGCACCAGUCAAAAUCAUCAGGACAAUCAAAAGAAUAUGAUAAGGAUACAAAGCGGAGAUCCUAUGCCCCUCAUGAUAGUAAUGACCGCCUUGAUGCUGAUAAUGGUUCCAAAGAUACCAAUGUGCAUGUUGACAGGAAGCUGGCAACAGUGGAUGCUGACAGAUCCCAUGCUGGCCGGAGGUCACCUGGACCAUAUUCUACAUUGUCCUCAAGAAGGCAAGAUGACUAUUCUGCUUCUGCAAAGAGAAAGGAAGAGCUCUGCGCAAAAUCACCAAAACAAUCAAAUGAACAUGAGGAUGAAAAGAGGAGCUCAUAUACUCCUGAUGAAAGAAAUGACCGACGUGAUGCUGAUAAUUGUAACAAGAAAAAGCAAGCUGACUACUCUGCUUCCCCAAAGAGAAAGGAAGAGUGCCAGGUGAAAUCACCACGACAAACAAAAGAUCCUGAGGUUACGAGGAGAUCCUAUACUCCUGAUGAUAGAAUUGUCCGUCAUGAAGCUGACAAUGGUUACAAUGAGAAGCAUCCAUCACCUGACAAUGGUCCACCAAAGAGAACAGAAGAGCCUUGCCAAGAAAAACCACAUAGCCAGUCAAACGAAUAUGAUACCGAUAAGAAGCAGAGAUCCUAUACUCACGACUAUAGAAAGGACCGCUGUAAUGCUGAUAAUGACUCCAAAGAAAGGCGAAAUGACUACUCUGCCUCUGGAAAUAAAGAGGAGCACGGGGCAAAUUUCCCAAGACAGUCGAAGGAACAUGAUGAGCAUAAGAAGAGGGGAUCAUUUACUCCUGAUGAUAGAGAUGACCACCAUGAUACUGAUAAUGGUUCAAAAGAAAGGCGUGAUGACAACUCAGCUUCCCGAAAGAGAAUGGAGGACCACCGUGCAAAAUCACCAAGACAAUCAAAAGAACAUGAGAACGAUAAGAGGGGAUCCUAUACUCAUGACGGUAGAAAGGACCACUGUGAUGCUGAUAACGGUUCCAGAGAAAGGCGAGAUGACUACUCAGCUUCCAGAAAUAGAAAGGAGGAGCACCGGGCAAAAUCACCAAGACAGUUGAAGGAACAUGAUGAUAAUAAGAAGAGGGGAUCAUUUACUCCUGAUGAUAGAAGUGACCACCAUGAUACUGAUAAUGGUUCAAAAAAGCGAGAUGAGAACUCAGCAUCCCGAAAGAGAAUGGAAGACCACCGUGCAAAAUCACCAAGACAAUCAAAAGGACAUGAGAAUGAUAAGAAUAGGGAUAUCCAUGACGAUAGAAAGGACCGCUGUGAUGCUGAUAAUGGUUCCAGAGAUGUCCCAAGGAGGCGAGAUGACAACUCAGCUUCCCGAAAGAGAAUAGAGGACCGCCGUGCAAAAUCACCCAGACAGUCAAAAGAAUAUGAGAACGAUAAGAGGGGAUCAUAUACUCGUGAUGAUAGUAAGGAUCACAGUGAUGCUGCUAAUGGUUCCAGAGGAAGGCGAGAUGACUAUGUAUCUUCCAGAAAGAGAAAGGAAGAGUGCCGGGGAAAGUCACCGAGACGGUCAAAAGAACAUGACGAGAAUAAGAAGAGGGGAUCAUAUGCGCCUGAUGAUAGAAAGGACCGCCAUGAUCUUGAUAGAGAUCGCAGUGAGAAGCUGUCAACACAUGACAGUAAGGGUUCCCGCUCGAGUCCCCGCAGGAGGUCACCGCGCCCAUCUUCUGGAUCACGCUCGGACAGGACUCGUUCUCGCCAUAGCGACUGAUGGAACCAUGGAAGUGUAGGUAUCUGCGCAUUCAGUCCCUGUGUGUGCAACGCUGAGUGUUGCUGUACCUACCCUCUUUGCAGAGCAGAGAAUCAUGGAUGAGCUAGGCAGUGAGAAGAACCGAACCUCUUUCGCUGCAAUGGUGCUAUCAUGUGGUUGGCUGCGGCACCAAGCCAGAAUUGCACAUAUUAGUUGUACCCCACUACAUUCUCAUGCAUGUGGGAUCCGUAAUGCUGUAGAAGUCUGUUGUGGCCACCAUGCCACCAAAAUGUUUGAGAGGAACCUGAACCAGAGUUUAAUUGGAUGGGGGCAUAUAGAAGUUCAGUUA
Molecule: messenger RNA, 3684 nt
Organism: Lolium rigidum
Lineage: Eukaryota; Viridiplantae; Streptophyta; Magnoliopsida; Poales; Poaceae
Product: serine/arginine repetitive matrix protein 1-like
Exons: 22
Coding region: 108-3356 (1082 amino acids)
Molecular function (GO): RNA binding
Source: RefSeq, a predicted model, not a curated record